Messenger RNA from Cucurbita moschata (crookneck pumpkin), 1734 nucleotides. RefSeq names its product gamma aminobutyrate transaminase 1, mitochondrial-like. The coding region runs from base 35 to 1549 and encodes 504 amino acids. Gene Ontology annotation, molecular function: S-adenosyl-L-methionine:8-amino-7-oxononanoate transaminase activity; pyridoxal phosphate binding. Gene Ontology annotation, biological process: biotin biosynthetic process. The record is from RefSeq and is a predicted model, not a curated record. Lineage: Eukaryota; Viridiplantae; Streptophyta; Magnoliopsida; Cucurbitales; Cucurbitaceae. The transcript is spliced from 19 exons.
GCAGCCAUUUGAAGCUUUGAGAACACGUCCUACAAUGGCUAUCAUCAAUCACCUUCUUCGUUCCGCUCUACGGUCUCGGUCGGUUGCAUCUUCAAGACGAGCUUCGGAAUAUGUCGUCCCGACUCCCUUCCUGUCCUGCUUAUAUGGAACACAGGCGUCGGUGCAAACAGAGGAAUCAGACAACAUUGGGUUUAAGGGACAUGAUAUCAUUACACCUUUUACUACAAGAUGGCAGUGCACAAAUGAAAAUCCACUAGUUAUAGAAAGAUCAGAGGGUUCAUAUGUGUAUGACACUAAUGGAAGGAAGUACCUUGAUGCUCUGGCUGGUCUAUGGUGCACAUCCUUAGGGGGAAAUGAACCACGACUUGUAGCAGCUGCAACAAAACAACUAAAUACCUUACCGUUUUACCACUCCUUUUGGAAUCAUACUAACAUGCCUUCAUUGGAGCUGGCAAAGGAACUGCUUGAAAUGUUCACAGCUAGAAAAAUGGGGAAAGUCUUUUAUACAAACAGCGGUUCAGAAGCCAAUGAUACUCAGGUCAAGCUGGUAUGGUACUAUAACAAUGCACUUGGAAGACCAAAAAAGAAAAAGUUCAUUGCUCGCUCACUGGCCUACCAUGGUUCAACAUUAAUAGCAGCCAGUCUUACUGGCCUAACAGGUAUGCACCAGCAGUUCGACAUUCCAGCUCCGUUCGCCCUGCACACGGAUUGUCCACAUUACUGGCGUUACCAUCUUCCAGGUGAAACGGAGGAAGAGUUCUCAACCAGAUUAGCUAAAAACUUGGAGGACCUUAUACUUAAGGAGGGGCCAGAGACGAUUGCUGCAUUCAUCGCUGAACCUGUCAUGGGGGCUGGUGGUGCGAUCCUUCCACCUACAACUUAUUUUGAGAAGAUCCAAGCUGUGCUCAAGAAGUAUGAUAUACUUUUUAUUGCAGAUGAGGUAAUCUGUGCCUUUGGAAGGCUAGGGGCGAUGUUUGGAUGCGAUAAGUACAAUAUUAAACCAGACCUUGUAUCUAUUGCAAAGGCACUUUCCUCGGCAUAUAUGCCUAUUGGAGCUGUUCUUGUGAGCCCUGAAAUCUCUGAUGUCAUUCACUCUCAAAGCGACAAGCUAGGUUCCUUUGCUCAUGGAUUUACUUAUUCCGGACACCCAACCGCAUGUGCUGUUGCACUUGAAACACUCAAGAUCUACAAGGAAAGGAAUAUUGUGGAGCAAGUAAAUCAAAUCUCCCCGAGGUUUCAAGAUGGCAUAAAAGCUUACUCUGAUAGCCCUAUCAUUGGAGAGAUAAGGGGGACUGGCUUGGUGUCAGGCACAGAUUUUGUAGACAAUAAAUCACCAAAUGAUCCAUUCCCUCCAGAAUGGGGAGUUGGUGCAUAUUUUGGAUCUGAAUGUCGGAAAAAUGGUUUGAUAGUACGUGCUGCAGGGAAUAAUAUAACAAUGGCUCCACCAUUUAUCAUCUCUCCUCAAGAAGUUGAUGAGAUAAUCAGCAUUUAUGGAAAGGCACUGAAGGCUACUGAAGAGAGAGUGAAGGAAUUGAAGGCUCAGAGGUAGCUGCAAAUGGUAACAAGAAACGGCCUGAAGGAACCGGAUCCUGUCUACUCUCAAGGAACAAAUAAAUCCUUCCCCGUGAUGGCCAAAUGCUUCGUUAAUAAGCUUUUGUCUAAUUAAAAGGGUAUGUUUGUGAGAUAUAAAAAAGCCUUGGAUGUUGAAUAAAAGCAGCUUGAUAUUUUGAUCCA